Messenger RNA from Olea europaea var. sylvestris, 2186 nucleotides. Its product is annotated as ran guanine nucleotide release factor-like. The coding region runs from base 1080 to 1559 and encodes 159 amino acids. NCBI's taxonomy places the organism in Eukaryota, Viridiplantae, Streptophyta, Magnoliopsida, Lamiales, Oleaceae. The record is from RefSeq and is a predicted model, not a curated record. Gene Ontology annotation, cellular component: nucleus. The transcript has 5 exons. Gene Ontology annotation, biological process: protein import into nucleus. Gene Ontology annotation, molecular function: small GTPase binding; guanyl-nucleotide exchange factor activity.
UUUACCUUAUCUAAUUCAUGUGUUAGUUGGAAAUCACAAUUACAACAUAUUGUUGCACUAACCACUACAGAAUGAGAAUAUAUUUCUACCAAUGAAGCUAUUAAAGAAGCUCUAUCGCUUAGAGGCCUACUUCAUGAACUAUGUGUCUUGAAUGAUUAUGUGGAUGUGUAGUCUGAUAGUCGGUCACCUAUACAUUUGUGCAAGAACACCGUUUUUCACGAGAGCACUAAACACAUUGAUGUUAGACUCCACUUUAUUAGAGAUAUAGUAGCUCAAGAGGUGGUAAGACUUGAAAAGGUCCACACACACUACAACCCUUCCGAUAAGGGGACGAAGGUACUGCCACUAGCAAAGUUUAGAAGUUGCAAGAAACUUCUAAAUAUUGAUACAGGUAAAUGAUUUCCAAUUUUAUUUGUUUUCUAUUAGAGGUGUCACUAAUGGGAGACAUUUUCUUUUGCAGGUCUUUUGACACUAAGGUGGAGGUUGUUAGGCAAUUUGUUGUCAAACAACCUCCAGGGCAAUGAUGUAACAUCGAUUUUAUUUAUUAUCAAUCGGCCUUGGCCAUAUGAUUGAAUUAUAUGUCAACACUAUCAUCAAGACAAUCCAACCCACAUCUCUAUGGACCGUUAGAAGCAACCUAUUUUAAUAGUGUUGCUCAUGGUUCGUCUCAUUUACUUGGAGGGCUAUGUUAUUCAUUUGGAGCCCAUUACCUUGUGUUGAGCCUUGUUUGGACCACUAAGUUAACCUAACCUAACUUACCAUUUUUGGUCACUCAUUUGGCUUAUAACCUACGGCUCCUCUACACCUCCACCAUGAAGAACACUCCAUCUCUUUCUGUGACUUUGAUUCUCGGCCUCUUUCCUUCAUAUAACUUGUGUGGUUUCUCUUGGGCUAUACAUUGUUCUUCAUCUUGGCCGACUCUUUGUGAGUAUAUAUAUAGCAACCGUAUGUGGGAAGGAAGGAGGUGGAAGUUGGGUGUUGUCUCAAUCGAGGUUGUGUCGAUAUAUGGUGGAAACUGAGCCCGGUAUCACCUUGGUUAUUGCUGAAAUUACACCUUACAACAGCAAAAUAGUAUCAAAAUGCUGGGAGAUUUUACCACCCAACGCGCAUUAUUUGGUGGCGCUAUCACCAGGUCUUUCCCCCUUCGCUUCCAGGAUGUGAGUACUAUUCGCCAAGUUCCUGAUCAUCAGGAGGUAUUUGUGGACCCUACGCGCGAUGAGAGCUUGAUAUUUGAAUUGCUGGACUUGAAGGCUGACGUGCUGGAUGAGGGGAGUGCCACGUGGUUUCUUCAAGACCUUGCCAACGAACAAGAUGCUGAUGGAACGAUGGUACUUGAGCAGUCUGGGGUGUUUGAGGCUGAUUGGUUGCAAUACAGAAACAUACCUGCUGUUGUUACAACUGCUGCUGGACCUGGACAAAUGGUCUACUUGGCUAAUUUGCGCCUUAAGGGAGUUGCGACAGAUGUUCUGAUCACAGCAUAUGAGCCUAUGUUGAUUAAGUUGCAAAAACUUUCAUCUGCCAAUGCUUAUCGGUUAUCACUUUGUUUAUUACUUUGCUGAAGAUAUGCAAGUCUUCCCGAGCAUGACGGAAAACUACUUUUUUUCUACCUGUUGAGAUGUACCUAAUAUAUUCUUUCAUCUGCUUUGUUUCUGUUCUUGUAGUCCUUUGAGCGAAAGUGCUAGCGCAAUUGGGGCUGGUUUCAUUGUACCUGCUGCGCAAUGUGGAUGUAUACCAAUGGCUGAGGUGUUCAAGCUUGCUGUUUCUAGUUUCAAGGUCAAUGAUUGGAGCCUUUUUGGUGUUGCUGCUUGAUAAGUUCUGGAAGGAUGCAUGUAAACAAAAACCGCGAAUUAUCGAAAUUGCACGUUUUCUAUUUCCCAUCUUAGACCAGUUUUCACUUGGAAUUAGAAACUUUUACUUGGCAGAGGAAAAGAAGUUGCUUGGAAUUGGACCCUUGGAAGUUCUUUUGGCGUGUUAGCCGGUUAGAUCUCAAUAUUUGAUGAAAUACUUUUGCUGAUUAUUGGCAAAUUCUCGUUAUAGGUUACAAUUCUUGGAUCAGUGUCCUUAUUUAAGGCUUUUCUUUUGAACUUUACAGUGAACACUGUAAUUACGUGUUUUUUGUAUUUUCACAGCUCUGUCACUUUCAGAUGGUAAUUACUCUUCUUACACGGAUUACUUGUGUACAUAUU